This is a messenger RNA of Lycium ferocissimum, 1386 nucleotides long. RefSeq names its product probable xyloglucan endotransglucosylase/hydrolase protein 28. Bases 99 to 1091 code for a protein of 330 amino acids. The transcript has 4 exons. Gene Ontology annotation, biological process: xyloglucan metabolic process; cell wall biogenesis. Gene Ontology annotation, cellular component: cell wall; apoplast. Lineage: Eukaryota; Viridiplantae; Streptophyta; Magnoliopsida; Solanales; Solanaceae. Gene Ontology annotation, molecular function: xyloglucan:xyloglucosyl transferase activity; hydrolase activity, hydrolyzing O-glycosyl compounds. The record is from RefSeq and is a predicted model, not a curated record.
UAUAUAUUACGACUCUACAUAAAAGAAAACACCCAGAGAACUCUAUAAGAAGCUUCAACUUUCCAUUCAUUAAAGAAGCCAAAAAAUAAAAUAAAAAGAUGGUGAAUUUUCUUCUGGAAUUUUUCAUACUGUUCUCUGUUCUUGUGUUAGUUUCUGGUACUUCAAGAAAGCUCCCAACUUUACCAUUUGAUGAAGGAUACUUACGACUAUUUGGUCAUGAUAAUCUUAUUGUUCUUGAAGAUGGAAAGUCAGUUCAUAUUUCUCUAGAUGAAAGAACAGGAGCUGGAUUUGUGUCUCAAGACCUUUACCUCCACGGCUUAUUCAGUGCUUCUAUUAAGCUACCUGCAGAUUACACUGCUGGAGUGGUUGUUGCAUUUUAUAUGUCUAAUGGAGACAUGUUUGAGAAGAACCAUGAUGAGAUUGACUUUGAGUUCUUGGGAAAUAUUAGAGCAAAAAACUGGAGGAUUCAAACAAAUAUUUAUGGAAAUGGUAGCACAAAUGUUGGCAGAGAAGAAAGAUAUGGACUUUGGUUUGAUCCAACUGAAGAUUUUCAUACAUACAGCAUCCUCUGGACUGACAGCCAGAUCAUCUUUUAUGUAGACAAUGUUCCCAUAAGAGAGAUCAAGAGGACAGAAGCAAUGGGUGGGGACUUCCCUUCUAAGCCAAUGUCUUUGUAUGCUACAAUAUGGGAUGGUUCUAGCUGGGCUACCAAUGGGGGCAAAUACAAAGUCAAUUACAAAUAUGCCCCUUACGUCGCCAAGUUCUCCGAAUUUGUCCUUCAUGGAUGUGCAGUUGAUCCAAUUGAAUUGUCACCAAAAAGUGACACUGUCCAGAAUUCUGCAGCCAUUCCAACUGGUGUAUCCCCUGAUCAAAGAACGAAAAUGGAGAGCUUCCGAAAGAAAUACUUGCAAUAUUCAUACUGUUAUGACCGAACUCGAUACAAGGUCCCUCUAUCUGAAUGCGUACUUGAUCCCAAGGAAGCUGACCGUCUCCAAGGCUUUGACCCUGUAACCUUUGGUGGCGUCCAUCGCCAUCACAGCAAACGGCACCAGCAGAGGCAAUCGAGGAGGGAAGACGCGUCCUUUAAAUAAAAGGAAGGGUAUUGUGGUUUCUCUACAUUGAGACGUUGAUAUUUGUGUCCAGUUUGAUUGAGGUUAUGGAAAUUUUUUCCUGUGAAUAGAGAAUACAGAAAAGGGAAGAGAGGUAAAUGGGAUUUAGUACUAUAUAUUUGUCAUGAUCAUGAUGGGGUAUGAGUAUAUUUCACACCUUUAGGGUCCCAGCUUGCUCUUUUGAUGUUUAGUCUUUGGACUCUAUUAUGAAUUCAAUUUGGUGAUGAUUUUUUGUACUUCGGUUGAUACUCCGAAUGAUAACAUUGUUGUGAAUCAA